Messenger RNA from Liolophura sinensis, 814 nucleotides. RefSeq lists its product as uncharacterized. Bases 209 to 787 code for a protein of 192 amino acids. The transcript is spliced from 2 exons. The record is from RefSeq and is a predicted model, not a curated record. NCBI's taxonomy places the organism in Eukaryota, Metazoa, Mollusca, Polyplacophora, Chitonida, Chitonidae.
CAGUUAUGUCCAGAAACAUUUCAGAUUUUCAAAUAAGACAACCCUAUGUACUUAGAGAGUUUUACUGGGGAAAAAAUCAUGGCCAUCCCCUGUAGGAUGUAAUUAUAGCAUCGCACCUUCUACACAAGUUAGGGUAAAGAGUACACAGAGAUUGAGUCCGAAAACCAGCUAAGCAGGCAGGCCUCAUCUGUUUGGCUCAGGCGUGGGAAUGGCGGAGAUCGAUCUCCAAUUCCGACUGGAUAUGCUCCCAAUGCUGACGUCACUUCCUGGCGGGCGGAAAGUGGUCGUUGAUCACAUGACUGACCGACAGAUCACGGAAACUUACGCCAUGGUGGAGAAGGACGCCAGUAACGGACUGGGCUUCGCCGUUGACGAGUACGUUACCGAGGAGGACUUCAGAGACGAGGUUUGCGAGGGUUUCGGUUUUGUUGUUUUGAGCGAAGACAAGUCUGAACUUAUAUCAGCGUUCUUCAUCAUCAGGAGCCGGUUUUGUCGGGACGGCCGAGCGGCCGAUCCAAUAGUGAUUGUGCGAGAAGACCAGCGAGGACAGAAAAUUGGGGAAUUCUGCUCAAAACUCGUUAUGCAGUUCGCCCCUAAAUUAGGCUUUGUGUGCAUAUAUUUCGACAUUUUCACUAAUAACAAAGCCAUGCUGCACAUCGUCCACAAACUGGAGGGACUCACACGAAUUGGCCAUCUACCUUACUCCGGCAGAUUAGGAGACACCGGCAAGGCCAUCGGCUCCGAUGUCUUCUUUUACUCUUUUUCAAACCAAUCAAAUAAUAUUUAGGUAAAUAAUUUUUGAACAGUGUUUACU